Athene cunicularia (burrowing owl) is the source of this 728-nucleotide messenger RNA. RefSeq lists its product as uncharacterized. Bases 99 to 728 code for a protein of 209 amino acids. The transcript has 4 exons. The record is from RefSeq and is a predicted model, not a curated record. Lineage: Eukaryota; Metazoa; Chordata; Aves; Strigiformes; Strigidae.
UGUAGGUGUUUGGCGAAUACUUCCGGCCUUCUCAGAAGACGGAUGUGCUCCUCGUGGCCAUCGAGGCCUUGACGGCAGACGAUGCCCACGACAGGCUGAUGGGCAGUGACAUCGUGGACAUGGCCAUGACAGACCCCGUGUCCUGGCUGACGGAUGUGCCAAAAAUCCUGAGACACAUCCACAAAAACAUGGAGCAGAUCCGCGAGGAGCCGGCCCGGCGCAGCCUGGACUCACUGCUGCUGCUGCUGACAGACUGGAGCCCCAGGGAGAUGGUCAGGGGCCUUCUGAGCAUCGCUCCAACGUGUGACAGGGCGGCCAUGGCCAUGUGGGAGGUGACGAUCUCGGUGCCCUGGGCUCUGCAGAGAGUCAUGUCGGAGCUGCUCGGCGUGCUGCAGGACCGGCGGCUGUGCAGGGUGUUCAGCUCUGCCACGGAUGACGCCUGCAUCUACCCCUUGGCGCUCCUGGCCUGCGCUAACAUUGACAGGAAGGAGUUUGCUGCCCUCUACAAAGCCCAGAGGUACCUGAGGCAUCCCAGCCCAGUGAUGCUCUCGCUGGUGCUCACGGGCCUCAUCACGCUGUCGCAAACACCUGGAACGGUGAGUGGGGGGUCGGCAAGGGGAGCCGCCUCGGCAGGUGGGGGCUGGGGCGGUGGGGGGUCUUUCACCACUUCACAAAAAGGCAACGCUGUGUUUCGUACAGGCCAGAAAGCUCCCGGUGCUGCUCCCUGA